Molecule: messenger RNA, 3831 nt
Organism: Scatophagus argus
Lineage: Eukaryota; Metazoa; Chordata; Actinopteri; Scatophagidae
Gene: itpka
Product: inositol-trisphosphate 3-kinase A
Exons: 7
Coding region: 655-2022 (455 amino acids)
Biological process (GO): inositol phosphate biosynthetic process
Cellular component (GO): cytoplasm; nucleus
Molecular function (GO): inositol-1,4,5-trisphosphate 3-kinase activity; inositol tetrakisphosphate kinase activity
Source: RefSeq, a predicted model, not a curated record
GAAUGUGGAAUAACUUCCUCUUAUGCCGCCAGAUUUCAGUAACUCUUAAAUUUUUUACAAAAUCCCGCACAUGGACAGCAGCACUUAGCACUUCUUAGAAAUAGUUUGUUUUCAGUGUUUUGUAACUCUCAUCUGUCAAGCGUGCUUUGGACUACACUUUGAAAUGAGGCUUUGAGUAAUUAAACCACAGCCUGGAGGUUUGAACGCUGAUGCUAUCUUCUCAAAUCUAAUCUUUGUGUUGCCGAUGGCCUAAAUCACCCGUUUAGUUUAGUGCCGGGUUCAAAUCAGAAGAAGGUGAGUGACUUUUUAUGAAAUAUUAUUUGAAUUUUCAGUCAGGAAGCGAGAAAGCCAAUGCGGAAGAUAAUAAACACGUACACUUGUGUUGAAGUUAGUGCGCCGGCGCGCGCGCGCGUGUACCCGCGUACGAGCGCGAGCCACGCUGCCAUCAGAGAGGGGUUCCCCUUUCCAGCAGUGUGCAGGGACAGGAGAGGCUGACGGAGGCGUUUUAAUGUGUGAAAACUCGGACAUGAAAGAGCGAGGAAGUGCUUAAACUCAGCCUGCGUUUCGAAAAGUGAAAUGACCAGAUUUGAAGGGUAAAGUGAGUCGGCUUUGUCGCUUCUGGUCGUGCGCUCUCACAACGGAUUUCGGUCUCCAAUGCCCAAAGAGUGCAGGAGAAAGACCUCCAAGGACUUCGGGCUCUCUGGGACUAUACUGAACGAGCGGAGAUCAGCCGGGAGGUCACCGAAGAUUUGCGAUGAUCUUAUUCAGAGAGCCGCUCAAGUCGCCCCGUCGUCCACAACCGGAGCGCCGAAUGUGAUGGAGGUGCGCCAGGUACCGCAGGUCACCAUCACCCCGGAGGGAGGCGGCUCCUCCCGGGAGAUGCAGCAGGAGGACUAUGAAGACAUGGUGGAGGGUCACCUGCGCAGGAAACUCUCCAACUCCUCCAUCUCCUCCACAGGGUCCUCUGUUGUGGAGUCUGAGGAUGACUUACUCAGUGACAACGAGAGCAAAAGCAAAGGCAUCAUCACUUUGGAGCACCUGGUGGAGGCUGGAGAGAGCAAGCCGCUGUGGUGGAAGUUAAGGACGAUCGUACAGUCGCCCUUCAGUGCUCCCCAGAGGAGAAAACUGAACUGGGUUCAGUUAGCAGGACACAAAGGUAACUUCAAAGCAGCAGAUGAGGGCAAUAUUCUGAAGAAGUUCUCGGAAAAUGAGAUGCGGUGUUUCGAGACGCUGAGGAAUGACGCGCUGCUCCCUUUUGUACCCGGUUACCACGGCGUUGUGGAGAAUGAUGGAGAGUCUUUCCUUCGUAUGACUGACCUGCUGGCGAACUUUGAUUUUCCCAAUGUCAUGGACUGCAAGAUGGGAGUGAGGACAUACUUGGAGGAGGAGCUUGUUCGGGCCCGAGAAAAGCCCAAACCGAGGGAGGACCUGUACAAGAAAAUGGUGGAGGUGGACAGCGGAGGGCCGACUCCUGAGGAACAUUCUCAAAGAGGGGUCACUAAGCCUCGCUACAUGCAGUGGAGGGAGACCAUGAGCUCCACCAACACCCUGGGCUUCAGGAUAGAAGGCAUCAAGAAAUGUGACGGUACGUGUCGAACUGACUUCAAGAAAACCAGGUCGAAGCAGGAUGUCAUCCAGGUGUUCAAGGACUUUGUUGGAGGGAACGUCAGCAUCAUAAAGUCUUACCUGAGCAGACUGACAGACAUCCAGCAGGCCCUGAAGAUGUCGGAGUUCUUCAAGCAACACGAGGUCAUUGGCAGCUCUCUCCUCUUUAUCCACGACCACACGGGCAAUGCCCAAGUCUGGAUUAUUGACUUUGGAAAGACGACAGCAUUACCAGAGGGCCAGACGCUGAAUCAUGACAUUCCUUGGCAGGAAGGCAACCGGGAGGACGGCUACCUGUGGGGGCUGGAAAACCUCAUCCACACACUGGAAUCUGUGGGCAGUGAAGGGACUAACGAAGAAACCUUUUGCUCAGCUACAAAAGAAAAUAGCCAAACUACAGAGCAAGAUGGUCAGUGACCUUUGAGCUGUAGACAGGUGGAGGUAACUCAAACUAUUUUAAAGGACACCACAGAUACACUGUGAAGGAGGUUUCAUAAAUGUUGAUUUGCUCUGGGUGCGCUAUGAGCAAUUUUAGAAAGAGAAAUGCUGCAAGAGAGAACAUUUUUUGUGUAUAUAGCCACUGACAUAAAAAGACGCGAUGGACACUGAACAGAGAGGAGCAGGGAGGGUUCACUAGUUACUGAACGAUUGAGCAAAUGAACUGACACUAAUUCAACUUCCUACAAAGUGAACAGAAGUGAAAGUGGAGGGAUUCAGCAUUUAAGUUUCAAGGAUGAGAUGUUACAUGUGAAGACAAUGCUCAUAAAAUACAAAUUAAAACAGGGAGAAGGUGAGCGAAUCACAAGUCAUGAACUCAGACCUCCUUAUUGUCGUCAUAUUAAAUAGCAUGAUGUGAAAUUCUGUGCUGUAUGACGCCGACACAGCGUCACUAUGGUACGUCACACUGUAUAAUGAUUAGAGUGUAUUAUCUGUCACUGUUCAGACAAACAGUCUUUUACUGUGGUUUUACUAUAGACUCAGCCUUAAUACAUGGUGCACAUUUUACCAGGUGAGCUACCAGGUCACCCAUCGACCAUUAAUGCAAACAUAAAAUUUAAAUUAAACAUUAGUUAUUUUCAUUUCUUGUGCUGUUGCAAACUUUGUUGGGUACUGAUGCUAUAGCACAUGUUUGCCAGAGAUGUCAAAGGAAAGAUACUGUUACAUACCGGUAUAUUGUCAAUCGUAGAACACUAUUGUGGUGUCUUAAUAUGUUAGCCACGACUGAGUUCACUCAUUUUCAUUUUGUACCACUGGUACAAAAGACCCCGUGUAAGUGAUCAUACUCAAUUAAGAUCUAUAUGUUUAUUUAUAUGGGACAAAAUUAUGUUAGAAUAAAGUGUAAAAGACAGCAUAUUGCAUAGAAUGCAUUUCUGGUUGAGGCAUAUCACUCUCAGGUACACAACAAAAGGAGAAAAAACAACUUUUUAGGGAGUGUGAAAUAAAAUUCACAAGGCCAUAGAUCAUAAACACUGAGCAAAUGAUGAGGAUGAUUUUUUUUCUCUCUGUGAAAGACAUUCCACAAUAAUCAGUAUAUCUUGCUAUAAAGUCUUCAGAAAACUACAUGAGCCUUUUGGUGAGUUACUACCAGCAUAAACACUCAAAUAAAAACACACAGUAAGCCUAUGGAACCCUCAUAUAAAUGUCACCGUUCAUUUUAACAACAUUUUAAAAAAUAAACAAUCAACACGUUUAAGCUCAAAAUAAAGACACGUUGGAUACAACUACAAAAAUGAUUACAUAAUCUGAAAACAUAAAUAUUGAAUAGAAAUUUCCAUAAUCAAACUGACAUAACUUUAUGAACUGAGGAACUUGCAGUGGCAUGUUUGGUAUAUCAGAGCUGAAUACCUCCCCCUGCUGAGUAAACAUAGGUACUACCAGCACUAUAUCAGUAGAUGCAGCGUAGAGGUAUCUAAUGGCAGUGAUCGACUACAAAUACAGAAUCAUCAUGAACAUAAAUGAAUACAAAUAAAUGAUAAAACAGCUACAAAUGGGUUAGUCCAGUGUACGGAAGUGAGUACAAAAAUAGCAAAUAUUUCCACAGCUGCAUGGUCAUCAACAAAUAAUAUACGCUUUAUACAUUUAAGAGGCCAAAUAAAUAUGAAGACAUGGGCAAAGAGAGUCAGGAAUAAUCAAAAAUUUGCAAAGCCAAAUCAAGGCUGUUGUAGUUUCGCAAAAAAAAAAAAAAAUAAAAAAAAUCCCAGCACAACUUUGCUUACUUACAGAACA